AAUCUAGAAGUUUCACCAUCACCUGUAUGAAAUGUACUUCUCUCUACAGGGGAUUGAUGGAGUAUAGAUUUGUGCAAACAUUCGUGGUUGUGGUUACCGGUAAACACGCUGUUUGCCUUUUUAGAGAAAAAAAAAAAGGUGAAGCUCAAAGAAUAAGCAAUCUAACUACACCAGUCCCUCUGUCCCCUUCUUAUUGGACCAGAAAGUAGACACACCGGAUUGGUGAGUUCCCAUGUUCCAGUCAGUAAAGAUACCCCAGCCAGCCAACACUGGAUUUAGUUUAGUCAAAGUAGCUGAGCAGAAUCUAUCUGGGAAAAAAAAGCCAUUGGGUUCCUGAGGACAUUCACACAAGAAAACAUCAGCCGUUCAGUGUUGCCUGCCCACUGACCUGCUCCCUUUACUUGAUUUUUCCUGGUUUGGGACCGGUUUCCAGGCAAAAUGGCUUGCUAUAUUCUACAGCUAGCGGGACUGAGCCUCGGCGGCAUCGGCAUGGUGGGGACAGUGGCCGUCACCAUCAUGCCCCAGUGGAGAGUCUCUGCCUUCAUUGGAAGCAAUAUUGUAGUUUUCGAAAACCUCUUGGAAGGCUUGUGGAUGAAUUGCAUGAGACACGCCAACUUCAGGAUGCAGUGCAAAAUAUAUGACUCCCAGCUGGCUCUCCCUCCGGACCUCCAGGCCUCCAGGGGAUUGAUGUGUGCAGCCUCGGUGCUCUCCUUUCUUGCUUUCAUGAUUGCCAUCCUUGGCAUGAAAUGUGUCAUAUGCACCGGGAACAACGUCAAGCGGUUUUUUUUGCUGAUGGCCGGAAUCAUGUUCAUCCUCGCAGGCAUUGUUGUUCUCAUCCCCGUGAGCUGGGUCGCCCAUGUGACCAUCAAAGAUUUCUACAACCCUAUAGUGAAUACAGCUCAAAAACGAGAACUAGGAGAAGCUCUCUAUAUAGGCUGGACUACAGCGGCAGUCCUCGUUGCCGCGGGAUUGAUAUUCUGCUGUGUUUCUUGUUGUAAGGAGAAAGGUAAUCAUUACAGAUACUCAAUACCAUCAUAUCACACAACCCCAAAAAGUCAUCAUUCAGGGAGGAAAUCACCAAGUGUGUACUCCAAAAGUCAGUAUGUUUAAUUGGUGAUUAUUAUUUUUUUGACUUCAUUUUGUCAGCUGCUGUGAAUAGACAAGACUAUCUACUCUGAAUAAUAAAUACAAUCAAAAGGACCACUGAUUUAUUAUUCUUUACUACCAAACAUUGAAUUCACAAGCUAAGCAUUAAACUGUUCUUGCUACCCAAUGGUGAUAGACUGCAGUAAGUUGUUUCAAAAUAGACAGACUCUUUAAACUCUUUUAGGAAAUAUAGUAGAUUGUUUGUAAAAAGCUUAAAGCAUUCAUACUUUUUUUAGUUGUUUCAAAAAAUGUUGUUCAAGUUUAUAGUAUUUUGGUCCUGACUUAAUCAUGAUGUAGUGUUUUAUGAGUAGGUAAGCAUAAUAUAUCUCAUAUAAGUAGGAAAAUUCUGUUAUUGUUCUAUUGAAAAAAUAUUAAUUCAUCAGCGCGAAUAAAUAAAACUCAAUUUUCAGAGACGUAGAGGGUAAAACUGAAGUUCUGACUUAAUUAGGAUAUAGUGUUCUAUGUGUAUAACAUAUCUCACAUAAGUAGGAAAAUUCUGUUAUUGUUCUAUUGAAAAUAAAACAUUAAUUCAUCAGUGUAAAUAAAUAAAAUCCAAUUUUCAGAGAAGUAGAGGGUAAGACUGAGCUUUUGACUUAAUUAUGAUGUAGUGUUUUAUGAGUUUGUGAACAUAGCAUAUCUCAUAUAAGUAGGAAAAUUCUGUUAUUGUUCUAUCGAAAAUAAAAUAUUAAUUCAUCAGUGUGAAUAAAUAAAACUCAAUUUUCAGAGGAGAGGGUAAGAGUGAGGUUCUGACUUAAUUAUGAUGUAGUAUUUUAUAACAUAUCUCACAUACGUAAAGAAAUUCUGUUAUUAUUCUAUUGUAAAUAAAAUAUUAAUUCAUGAUUGAAAAAUAAAACAAGGUUUUCAGAAAAUUAGAGGGUAAGAUUGAGGAAGUUUAGUACUUAUUGUUUAACACUUUUAAUAGAAUGUACUGAAAUUAAAAUGAAGGCUAAAAUGGUUUAGUCAGAAAUGUAAAGAGAGUAAUGGUUUUAUGAAAUGACCUUUUUUCAGAAAAUGACUUAAAUUUUUUUAAUUAAUUUUUUUUAUUUUUAAAACAUAUGCAUGGAUAAUUUUUCAACAAUAACCCCUGCAAAAUCUUGUGUUCCAAUUUUCCCUUCCUUUCCCCCACUCCCUCCCCUAGAUGGCAAGUAAUCCAAAAUAUGUUAAUUAUGGUAAAAUAUAUGUUAAAUCCAAUAUAUACAUACAUAUUUAUGCAAUUAUCUUGCUGCACAAGAAAAAUUAAAUAAAAAAGGAAAAAAAUGAAAAAGAAAAUAAAACGUAAGCAAACAACAAGAAGGCAGAAAAUACUAUGUUGUGAUCCACACCCAGUUCCCACUUAGAUCCACAGAAGAACUUAGAAGUUCUUACUGCCUUAUACACUUCCUCUGGAAGGUUAUUAUUUUAUGUAUAGUUGUAUCUUAGAAGCUAAAGAAUACCAGUUUUGUUUUGCUUUUUUUUUGAUUCAGGCAAAGCAUAAUGAGCACUGUGUCUAUACACUCUCCCAAAAACUAAUAGAGCCUUUAAAAUCUUUCAGAGAGGGUUCCAUUAUCUUCCUUUUGCUUGUUUAGUUAGGUCUUGUUACUAAAAGCUUUUCUUUUUUCUUUUUUUUUUUUAUGGAGGGAUUGGUCAAAGUUAGAUACUUAAAGCAUGUACGAUAUUCUCUGCCUGGUUUCAGUCCAAGCAAAUGGGGGAGCUGGUUUCUGGUCAGGGGUUAAUGAGGAGCUGGUAUUAUGUGAUGAGAAAGGAAAUGGCUAGCCACUCUAGUAUCUUUGCCAAGAAAACCCAGAGCAGGGUCACCAAGCGCCAGACACAAUUAAAAAUGACUGAAUGACAACACUGUUCUAGUGGAACUCGAAGAACUGAUUACUCAGGGCUUGCUGAGCUAGAACUGAGAUGGUAUCCAAAAGAAGCUAUCCAUCUCCUUGCACUUUGAGAGAUAGGACUGCUUUGAACGGUUUCCUCAGAACCAGGUUGGGAAGGCUUGCCUCGGCCAAAGGCUGCUGUGUGUGAGCCCUUGACCGCCUCUGAUUCCUUGUUCCCCUUGGUUAAGUGACUGAGCAGAUUAUGAGGUGGAUAUGUUCGAGGGACAACCUCGUGGGCAUUGCACAUCUGAGAGAUUUGCAAGGAGACAACUGAUAUGUCCUUUUCUCUCCUUUACUCAAGUAUAAAUAGGGGCGAGUAUCAGCAACAGUAUAGCAGCCUGGGCCAGCAGAAGCAGACUAGCUCAAUCUAGUAAUCGAUCCAUCCAUCCAACAAACGUGUCAUUCUGUGAAAGGAACUAACCUACUGGGCAGCAGGAUGACCAAUAUUCUGCCCUGCAGCAAACUUCAUGAAGACUCCCAAGGAACAUAGGACUUCUACAGACAGAAAUUGGAAGGUACACCUGUGCCACAAAUAUUUUUAUAUGUUUGCCUUAAGUUAGUGUCCAUUCUCUUUGUGGAAUUUUUAUGUAUUUGUGGGAGAGUAUGCAAUCGAAUAUGCUUUGGUUGAGGGGGGGAAGGGACUGCUCUUUUUAGUAAAUCUCUUAUCUAAAAGAUAAUUAAGUCAAGUGGUUGACUAUUAAUUAAGGGAAUAUAGUUAUAUGAAAACUUCACCCCUAAAUCCCUAAAUAACAGGACCUUCCGGUGGUCUAUACUUAUACUAUACUUAGUAUAAGUGUGAAUUGGGGAAACAACCCUGAAGGGGAUAUUUAAAUUUAUGUUAAAAUGAAAUGUGAUUUUCCAUAACUUCUAAUCUUAUUAUGUUAUGAUGAAGCAAAAGAAAACCUCUUUCUUCUAUAUUACAACCCUUUUGUUAUUUAAAGACAGGUAUUCAGUCUCCGCCGCCCCCCCCCCCCCAGCCAAUGUUUUCAUGCUAAAUAUCCCCAACGAAUUUGACCAAUCCUGUGUAACAUGAUCUUCAGACUCUUUACUGUAAUGGUCAUACUUCUUUGGAUGCUCUCAAAUUUAUCCAUGCCUUUAUUUAUUUGUGGUUUCUGGAAUUAAACAUCAUAAGUUACAACUGACCAUAAAAUAAAAUUGUUGUCUAAGAGAUUUGAACUCUUUGGGAAAGUGGAUUGUCGUUGUGUAAAUUUUUAUAAAUGAACAAGAAGAAUAGAUUAAACACAGGGAUUUAUAUAUGUUGAUGUUUUAAUAACUAUUUAUUCAGGCAUUGGACAUUUAACAAUGUGGAUUUUUGAAGAAGAAAAAGCACCAAACAAAAGUUACUUUUUACUGUUCUGAGUUUCUUUGUAAAUCCUACAUUGUAGAUUUCAUAUAACUUGAAGUAGCUAUUUCAGUUUUGGACAAAUCCAUAUGUUUAAGCUUUGCCUCAUUUUUGGUUGUGUAUUGAUAAAUACUUCUAAGUGCAAAAAGACCAUUGUCUUUUCUGUCAUUUGGCAAUUUGCAGAUUAUAUGGAUGUGGAAUGCAGAAGCCCAUAGUAUAGCAUAUGGCUAUGUAUGCAUUUGCUUGAUGUAUUUUAUAAAUAUUAUAUAUAUUAUGUAAAUUUAACUUCUUUCAUUAUUAUUCAAGUUCUAUCUUAUAUAACAUGGUUAUAAUAAAUCACCUAACUCAAUUUCAUUUUUAAAAAAA
Molecule: messenger RNA, 4713 nt
Organism: Antechinus flavipes (yellow-footed antechinus)
Lineage: Eukaryota; Metazoa; Chordata; Mammalia; Dasyuromorphia; Dasyuridae
Gene: CLDN8
Product: claudin 8
Exons: 1
Coding region: 439-1110 (223 amino acids)
Biological process (GO): cell adhesion; bicellular tight junction assembly
Cellular component (GO): bicellular tight junction; plasma membrane
Molecular function (GO): structural molecule activity
Source: RefSeq, a predicted model, not a curated record